Boleophthalmus pectinirostris (great blue-spotted mudskipper) is the source of this 2692-nucleotide messenger RNA. It is a transcript of the gene ciita, whose product is annotated as class II, major histocompatibility complex, transactivator. Gene Ontology annotation, biological process: positive regulation of MHC class I biosynthetic process; positive regulation of MHC class II biosynthetic process; inflammatory response. NCBI's taxonomy places the organism in Eukaryota, Metazoa, Chordata, Actinopteri, Gobiiformes, Gobiidae. The record is from RefSeq and is a predicted model, not a curated record. Gene Ontology annotation, molecular function: protein binding.
UUCUUUUACAAUGUGUGCUUAGUACUGACAUUUUGCUUUCAACACAUGCUGUUUAUCUUCUCUUUCAGAUUUUUGAGCAAACCCAUGGAAGCCGUUCUAAAACCUUCCACCUGCUCGUGGGGAAAGCCGGGAUUGGAAAAACUAUAUGCAUCAAGAAACUUUGCCGUGACUGGUCCAAGGACUGCCUCCCCCAGUUUGACUUUGUGUUCCUCUUGGACGGCAGAUUCCUCACCGUAACCGAACCGAAAUACAGCCUCGAAACACUCCUCCUCCAUCUUUCCUCUUUCACCCCUUCAUGCUCAAACUCCGAUGCUGUUUUCGCUCAAAUCCUUGCCUCCCCAAAACGCGUCCUUAUCAUGUUUGACGGUUUUGAAGAUCUGCGAGAAUUCGAGCUACUUGUUCAACCUUUAGAAAAAGAUGUUGCCAGUUGUUUACAAAAAGACAGAAACUCUAACUCUUUUACAAUCAGACAGCUAUACUCUGCUAUUCUGCAAAGAUUGGUACUUCCAGGUUGCUCCCUUCUCCUUUCAUCUAGACCAAGGGGCAGCGCGAGCCAGCUGCUACGAAAAGUGGACGACCUUUUGGAAAUUUCGGGAUUUUCACCCUCAGAUGUAGAGACCUAUAUCAUGAAAUACUUUCCCGAUCCGGAAGUCCAAAAGUCCACCAUGAAGAGCUUGCAAAACUGUGACUAUCUCAAUCUUCUAUGCUGGAAUCCUGGUAUAUGCCGACAAGCGUGCAUGCUAUUGGAACACCAACCGGAUUUGGAAGAUCUACCGAGAACUUUGACCGAGAUUUGCUAUCAGGUGCUACGUCUGAAAAUGAACAGUUUGAAUGAUGAUGAAACACUAUCAGCCAAGGAAUCCGUAGAGGAAGUUAAUGUAAGCAAUGCAAUUCGAACAAGGGGCAAAUCGCAAAAAAGGCAAAGAAGAACAGACAGGAAGAAGAGAUCGCAAAAGGAGAAUGGACUGAUAUCGGAGCUAAGUCACCUGGCCUGGGAAACUGUCAAAAAUAACACUUCAAUAAUCACAGGUGAAUUUUCCAUAUCGUGCAGAACUAGGGAGGCAGGACUCAAGACUGGGCUACUAAACGUUACUCACGCCGGGAGGAGAUCGAAUACUGAAAAAGAAGAGUGCAAAACAGAUGAUGAUAAAACCAGAGAGAUAGAGGGUGUGGAAAAUUUGGGCCAUGAAAUUUUGUCUUGGGCCAAUCCUUUUUUGCAGAGCUACCUGGCGGCGAUUAAUUUGUCAUUGUCAAGCUCUGCGUUUGUAAAAAUCCUCUCUUUCCAAACUGGCUCUAAAGGACGAAGGAGACAGCAGAGAGAAGAAUUCGAACUAACCCAACGCUUUGCCGUGGGACUACUUUUCCAGAAACAAGACGAACUUCUCUGGCUCCAACCCGCCAAAAACUUAGACAAAACAGUGGUUACGAAACAGAACACACUCAUCAACCAUCUCAGAUACCUCCAGUUUGGUCACCUUAGACCUUCCCAAAUCCUGGACUUAUGUCACUUUGUGUACGAGGGAUCUUUCACACGUUGUGGAUCUUCUAAGUUGGCUGGAUAUAUUUUGAAGAACCUUCCGGAAAAACUUAUAUUCAACGGAGUACCUCUCUGUCCAGCUGAUGGUUACGCCAUCAAAAAUAUUCUGGAACAUGGAAACAGCAAAGAACGGAGAUUUUCUUUAGACCUGCAAGACUGUGGGAUACAAGUCGCCGGGCUGAGAUCUUUAGUGGGACUAGACUCCAUAGGAACGUACAGGGCCUGCAUUGCGGAUGUCAUUUUCUUGUGGGAGGAUCUUGAAAAACAAAAUGAAGAUGAUCUCCUACGUGAUGCGGUGUCCAAAUUCAACAUUGACCCGUUUAAAGCAACACAAGUCAGUCAUAUUGAAUAUCUGUCCAAGCUGGUGGACAUCCAUACAAACAAGAGGCUUUCUGACUCCUCUAGCCAAAUGAAUUCCAUCUUUGCUGAAGGAGUACCAGCAGUCCAAGAUCUACACAAGUUGGAACUGGAGCUUGGUCCAGAGAAGGGUCCACUUGCUCUUCCAAUGCUGUGGAGGAUGUUGCCAGGUCUACAUAACUUGCAGCAUUUAGAUUUGGAGAACAACAAAAUCGGUGAUGACGGAGCUCAGCAUUUGGCAAAGGCUUUGGUUUCAUUGUCUUCCUUAGAAACUCUAAAUCUGUCACAGAACACUAUUGGAGAUACUGGAGCAAAAUCCCUCUCAGCCACUUUGAGGAAUCUCCCCAAACUUGACAGGCUAAGCCUACACAGCAAUGUCAUUUGUGAUCAAGGUGCGAAGUGUUUAGCUGAAGAACUUCCUCAAAUGUCUGCUCUCACCGAAUUAGACAUAAGGUACAACAAGCUAACAGACAUUGGAGCACAAAGUUUGGGGAGCAGUCUGAAGAACUGUCAACAUAUAAAAUCUCUGAGGAUGUGGAGCCACUGCAUUCCUUACGGGGUGUUUGAGAGACUCCUGCAGCAGGACCACCGCAUUAUGGAUACCUUCUAGUGUGGAGAAACUGAUGCACAUUUGCACUUUAAAAUGUAUUUAUUUUUUGUCUGGGUUACACUAUAUUAAGACUUUUUGCUGUAUUUUUUACCAAUUCUCAGUGAAGUAUAUACUCCUUUUUUUUUCUUUUUUUUUUCUUUUUACAUCUUUUAUCAACAAGUUUGUAUUAAAAGCAACUUCCUUUCAAA